AUGGAUCUCCCAACACCCCCUUCAUCAAUGAAAGCCUGGCUUUACAGCGGCACGAGUUCGGGCCUGGAGAAGAACCUGUACCUGGACUCCUCCGCGCGUGUUCCGCCCGCUCCAUGCGGCGACGAGGUGCUCGUGCAAGUCCUUUCAACCGCGCUCAACCCAGCCGACUUUAAAGUCCCUGAAAUGGGCCCACAUGCCCGCCACCUUGUCAUCGGUAUGCCAGCGUCUCCAGGAAUGGACUUCUCCGGGCGUGUGGUGACUAGCGGCCCCGGCGCGGGUUUCAAGCCCGGCCAGCUUGUCUAUGGGUGCCAUAGUAGGCCAAUGAAGUUUGGCGCGCUCGCUGAGUAUCUCUCUAUCUCGGCAAAACUCAUUGCGCCUGUUCCAGAGGGCGUCAGUGUUGAUGAUGCGGCGAGUCUAGGAAUUGCCGGGCAGUCGGCCUAUCAGGCUUUAGAUGGCUACGUGAAGGAGGGUGAUAAGGUGUUUAUUAAUGGUGGCUCAGGAGGAUGUGGGAUUUUUGCCAUUCAACUUGCUAAGCAUAUGGGAUGUUUCGUUGCCGUGACUUGUUCGACAAAGAAUGUUGAAUUAUGUUAUAGGCUUGGAGCCGAUGAGGUCAUUGACUACACGGCCGUUGGUGAUGUUGUCGGGGCUUUGAAGAAGAAGGGGAUCAUAUAUGAUCACAUCCUCGAUCAUAUUGGCUUGCCGUCGAAUCUAUACUUCCAGUGCCAUCAUUUCCUAAGGCCUGGUGGUGUAUUUGUGCAGGUUGGGGCAUCGGCUUUGACCACCUUCGUGGGCAGAGUGGCGUGGCCUUCUUUCCUCGGUGGUGGAAAGAGGAAAUAUGUUGUCUUCUUCUUCAAAAAUACCCAAAACCAUACGGUCAAGCUUGGAGAGCUAGUUCAAAAAGGUGUUCUCAAGUUGCAGUUUGACAGCAAGUAUGAAUUCGAGGAUGCUAUUAAGGCAUUUGAAAGACUUCGCUCGGGGCGUGCUAGGGGCAAGGUUCUGGUUCAUGUGGCCAACAGUCAAGGCACGGCCGCGGUUGUCAAUGACUUUUUGUUUCAAUAG
Molecule: messenger RNA, 1059 nt
Organism: Penicillium maclennaniae
Lineage: Eukaryota; Fungi; Ascomycota; Eurotiomycetes; Eurotiales; Aspergillaceae
Product: NAD(P)-dependent alcohol dehydrogenase
Exons: 1
Coding region: 1-1059 (352 amino acids)
Molecular function (GO): oxidoreductase activity
Source: RefSeq, a predicted model, not a curated record